Molecule: messenger RNA, 3683 nt
Organism: Oryza sativa Japonica Group (Japanese rice)
Lineage: Eukaryota; Viridiplantae; Streptophyta; Magnoliopsida; Poales; Poaceae
Product: putative receptor protein kinase ZmPK1
Biological process (GO): recognition of pollen; protein phosphorylation
Molecular function (GO): protein serine/threonine kinase activity; ATP binding
Source: RefSeq, a predicted model, not a curated record
CCUCUCUGUAACAUGUGUCUGUGCGGUUGGCACAUGGUUCGGGGCGUGUGCUCUAGUUCAUAUUCUUUCUCGACAGUCAGUUGUCGAUGAAAAAUUUUUUUGCAACAUUUUUUUCAUCUAUCUUAAUAACAUUUGGAUAACCUUCUUUGGUCAUCCCGGUAAGAAAAAAAGGAAAAGCUCAAAAGUAAAUUAAAAAACUUUUAUAAGGAAUGCCAAUGAAAAAAAAAAGGACAUCGCUCCAACUUGCAAUGUCUUUUCUAAAUUACUGUUUAGUCGAUGACUCGAUGUAAUACAUUGUAUUCGCAUUGUUAUUUUUAUUUUAUCACCCUGCUUAGAGUUUCGCCCGGAGCCAUGAAAUUUUCUGGGAUGGCCUUGAUAUAAUUAUCCUCUUCCGCAGACCAUGUAAGAGGAAAACAGAACCUUCGCGGACGAACAGUUUGAUCUCUUUUUUUAUUACUCGACAUAAAUUCCCUGUAUGAACAGCAAUUUAUUUUGCAUGGCAUUGGUGAUCGUACUGUCUGUGCGAGUAGUUAAAAAAAAAGUGAUCGUACUGUCACGACGAGUCGACGAACGAAGACCAGCAACAACCGAGAUCAGAAUUGAAGCUAGCAAAUGCACGCGUCCACACAAAACCUUGCGAAAAACGAUCCACGACCCUCACAAGAAAUCUUGACCUCAGCUCACUAAUUAACUAACACAGGGAGUACGAAAACAAAAAUAAAACGUAGAGAGGUGCUUACUCCUAAUCAUCAUCAAACGAAGCAUCGUUUCCUGUGGCACACGCCUCACGGCGUAUGUCCAAGUCAUCAAUAAUUAGACUUUUCAACACAUGACUGCAUUGGCUGCUUGAUAUCGCCUUAUAUGCGCUCAUAAUUUCUUUGCCCUAUGUAGUACAAGUGUACAACCAAUUGCCAAACUGCUAUAGUUGAAACGAUGGCUGGAUUGGUCAUCGGCUACCUGGCCGUGCAGCUCUCGCUGAUGUCUCUGCUGCUCUGCCCGUCCUCGUCGACGGCGCAGCACACGCUGGGCAGAUCCUCCAUGUCGGUGGAAGACCACGCGCGGCCGUUCCUGGUGUCGACGGACGGCAGCUUCUCCUGCGGCUUCCUCGAGGCCGGCGACAACGCCUUCACCUUCUCCGUCUGGUUCACCGCCGACCCGAACAGGACCGCCGUCUGGUCGGCCAACCGCGACGCCCCCGUGAACGGCAGGGGCUCCAGGGUCUCGUUCAGCCGCGACGGCGAGCUGGCCCUCGCCGACACCAACGGGACCACGGUGUGGUCGAGCAAAACGACGGCUGGCACCGGGAACAGAAGGGGCCUGACCGUCUCCCUCCGCGACACCGGGAACCUCGUCGUCGGGGACCCGUCGACCGGCCUCGCCGUGUGGCAGAGCUUCGAGUGGCCGACGGACACGCUGCUCCCGUCGCAGCGGUUCACCAAGCAGACCAAGCUCGUCGCCGGCUACUUCAGCCUCUACUUCGACAACGACAACGUGCUGCGCAUGCUCUACGACGGCCCGGAGAUCGCCAGCAUCUACUGGCCGCUGCCGGGGUUGACCGUGUUCGAAAACGGCCGGACGAACUACAACAGCACGAGGAUCGCCAUCCUCGACGACGCCGGCGUGUUCCUGUCCUCCGACCAGACGAAAGCCGAGGCCACCGAUCUGGGCCUCGGCAUCAAGAGGCGGAUAACCAUCGAACAGGACGGCAACCUGAGAAUGUACAGCCUGAACGCGUCCACCGGAGGCUGGGCGGUGACAUGGUCGGCGCUCAAGCAGCCAUGCCAAGCUCACGGGCUGUGCGGCAAAAACGGCCUCUGCGAGUACCUGCCGAGUCUCCGGUGCUCGUGCCUACCUGGGUACGAGAUGGUCGACCGCCGGGACUGGAGGAGAGGCUGCAAGCCGACGUUCCCAGUCGGCAACUGCAGCCAGGGAUCGGCGCCGCCGCCGUCGCCGGCGACGGCGCCGCCGCAGUUCAAGUUCAUCGAGGUGGCCCAGACUGAUUUUUUCGGCUUCGACCUGGGGUACACCGAGUCCAUCACGUUCAAGCAGUGCAGGGACCAGUGCAUGAACAACUGCCAGUGCACCGCCUUCUCGUACAGGCUCGACGGCCGGGGAAAAUGCUACCCGAAAGGCACGCUGUUCAACGGCUUCACGUCGGCGAAUUUCCCCGGGAGCAUCUACCUCAAGGUGCCCCUCGACUUCAACGCCUCGUCGCCGCGGGUCUCCGCGCAGCGCGCCGCCGGCCUCGCCUGCGGUGCCAACGUCACCGUCGUGACCGUGUCCGCUGACGUGUACGGGAUGGCGCCAGGAAGCAACGGGCAGUGGACCUACUUCUUCGUCUUCGCCGGCGUGCUCGGAGUCCUGGACAUCCUCUUCAUCGCGACGGGCUGGUGGUUCCUCUCCAGCAAGCAGAGCAUCCCCAGCUCGCUGCAGGCAGGGUACAAGAUGGUGAUGACGAGCCAGUUCAGGCGGUUCACGUACCGGGAGCUCAAGGGCGCGACGGCCAACUUCAAGGAGGAGCUCGGCCGCGGCGGCUCCGGCGCGGUGUACCGCGGCGUGCUCGACGGCGGUAAGGUGGUGGCGGUGAAGAGGCUGGCGGUCGACGUGACGAUGCAGGGGGACGAGGAGUUCUGGUCGGAGAUGACGGUGCUCGGGCGGAUCAACCACAUCAAUCUUGUCAGGAUCUGGGGAUUCUGCUCCGAGCGCAAGCACAAGCUGCUGGUGUACGAGUACGUGGAGAACCAGUCGCUGGACCGGCACCUGUUCGACGCGUCCGACGGCAGCGGCGGCAAGGCGACGACGCUGGCGUGGAGCGAUCGGUACAAGAUCGCGCUGGGCACGGCGAGGGGCCUCGCCUACCUCCACCACGAGUGCCUCGAGUGGGUCAUCCACUGCGACGUGAAGCCGGAGAACAUCCUCUUGACGCGAGAGUUUGAAGCCAAGAUCGCCGACUUCGGGCUGGCGAAGCUGUCCAAGCGGGACGGCGGCGCCGGCGUGGAGCUCACCCACAUGAGAGGGACGUCGGGGUACAUGGCGCCGGAGUGGGCGCUGAACCUGCCGAUCAAUGCUAAGGUGGACGUGUACAGCUUCGGCAUUGUGCUACUGGAGAUGGUGGUAGGAAGCAGGGUCGCGGACCAGAGGACGGAGGCCGGCGAGCCGCUGCAGCUGCCGCAGAUCACGCAGGCGCUGAGGCAUGUGGUGGACAGCGGCGAUGUGAUGUCCCUAGUGGAUGCCAGGCUGCAGGGGCAGUUCAACCCUCGGCAGGCCAUGGAAAUGGUGAGGAUUUCUCUGGCGUGUAUGGAGGAGAGGAGCUGCAGGCCGACCAUGGACGACAUUGCCAAGUCUCUCACCGCGUUCGACGACGAGGACGAACACCCUGCCUACCACUCUUGAUCAGUACUCAUGACCACCAGGCAAAUGGCACGCUGGAUUAACUAUAGAAGUACAUCCGUACUUAGUUCAGAGUUCAGAGUUCAGAAUUUCUUUUUAAGCUCCUCAGAGCAUACUAAUUUUGUAUGAAGUUUUUGAAAAGAAAAACUUCAUUUUAUCUCUCAACUCAAAUAAAAGAUAGAACUGCGCCAAAUCUUUUUAAUGCUAGACAAAUUAGUUCUCUUAGUACAAUGCUACAAUCCAAUAUAUGUUAUUUUCUUGAAACAGGAAUCCAAUAUAUGGUUUUGGUUAAA